Molecule: messenger RNA, 1099 nt
Organism: Gadus chalcogrammus (walleye pollock)
Lineage: Eukaryota; Metazoa; Chordata; Actinopteri; Gadiformes; Gadidae
Product: dual specificity mitogen-activated protein kinase kinase 6-like
Exons: 9
Coding region: 260-1099 (279 amino acids)
Biological process (GO): MAPK cascade; protein phosphorylation
Molecular function (GO): ATP binding; MAP kinase kinase activity
Source: RefSeq, a predicted model, not a curated record
GUGGGGAUCUUUCGGACGUCACUUUGCGGUCGGAACCCGGGCAGACUUCGCGCGAUCGGUCGGUAACGCGCGGACUCGGUGCGUAACGCACGGACGGGCUGCACGAAAAAGGACGCGCGAUCCGAACAUCGCUGCUGGUUUUUUGCACGACAAGCCGCCGCAAAUCCUGAGCGGUUGGAGGGUAGAUGUCGGGAGGGAGGGAGUGAAAAAGGCAAAAGUCUUUGUGCUUCCCUUCCCCCCUCAUCAAAGCGUAGGGGAAAUGUCUGUCUCCAAAGGAGGGAAGAAGAACCCACGGCUGAGGCUUCCCACCGAGGUCUUUGUCCCGACCGCUCCGGCUGUCGCCGCACCCCCUCGUGACCUGGACUCUAAGGCCUGCGUCACCAUCGGAGACAAGAACUUUGUGGUGAAGGCGGACGACCUGGAGCAGAUCGAGGAGCUGGGGCGGGGGGCGUACGGCGUGGUGGACAAGAUGAGGCACGUCCCCAGCGGCGUGAUCAUGGCUGUGAAGAGGAUCCGGGCGACGGUCAACACGCUGGAGCAGAAGAGACUGCUGAUGGACCUGGACAUCUCCAUGAGGACCGUGGACUGCUUCUUCACCGUCACCUUCUACGGGGCGCUCUUCAGAGAGGGGGACGUCUGGAUCUGCAUGGAGCUCAUGGACACGUCCCUGGACAAGUUCUACAAGAAGGUGAUCGAGAAGGGCAUGACCAUCCCCGAGGACAUCCUGGGCAAGAUCACUGUGGCGAUCGUUAAGGCGUUGGAACACCUGCACAACAACCUGUCCGUCAUCCACAGAGACGUGAAGCCGUCCAACGUCCUCAUAAACACCCAGGGCCAGGUGAAGAUGUGCGACUUUGGCAUCAGUGGCCACCUAGUGGACUCGGUCGCCAAGACGAUGGACGCCGGCUGUAAGCCCUACAUGGCGUUAUGGUCCAAAUGCAACCAACUGCACCUCGGUGGACGGGAGGGGCGCCGUGCCAGUCCACUCUCCGUGAAACACGCCAGAGUGGCACUGGGUCAGCGGCGCCGGGACGGGGCCCUUGUCUGGUCCCACGACGGGGCCCCUGAUCAGGGGCCCUCCCAAUCAGGGCCCUCUUGA